AUGGCGCACACUGCCACCGCUCCAGUCGAGGAACCUGAUAACUUCGAGCGCCACAAUCAGUUGCCGAACAAAUAUGGUGAAUACAGAGCUCACCCAAGAACUGUGCUCGGGUCUGAUAAUCUGUUCCACCCAUUCUCCAGGUCACCAAUACCGGAGAUUCGUCAACGGGCCGCCUUUACCAAACUACACGCAUAUUGUCCGCAUCCUUCGCAUCAACAGACUCGAAUACCUACCUCACCCCAUGAUCCUGAAUCGCGAAAGGUGCCCGAGGUAUCGGUAGCACCGCCAGCGCAUGUUCAUUUUGAAUGUCCAGACUGCGGUAUAGCCACAUACUGCACGGAGGAGCAUUGGGCAGACGACUACGAGGCGCACAUGGAGAUUUGUGACACACUGCGACAGAUCAACGAGGAUGACCAUGAUUUACGAUCAGGGCGGUGGUUUCCCGAAUUUGAUUAUCCGGGACCACAACUGGAUGAGAUACUGGUAAACAUGACGAGUUGGGACACCUAUCUCUAUACUCGAGGCUUUGAGGCGAUUAAUGAAGAACGAAGCAUGCGUCAGGCAACGCGACUGCUUACCUACCCGUUGACCGUGGGUAGUGUUCUGCAUGAGCUCAGUCCAUAUAAUAUACGAGCUGGAGGAAGACUGACGACGGAGGGUCUCAAAAGCUUGAGUGCAUUACGUUAUACACUACAUCCACCACGAACAGGCCAAGGCAAAGACAUUGCUGGCUUGCGCUUGACCAGUCCUCCCGUACGAAUAUUCAUCCUCGGUGCGAGAGCCGAGUCAUCAUUACCACGCGAAGUAUGGAUGCAAUUAUCCUACAUCUUCCCUCGAUCAAGCCUACACCUUGUCUUUAUUGGACCAGAAUCCAUGGCCAACAGAGAUGCAGAAUUUCCACUGCCAGAACGGACAGCUGCCAAUCCAUUUGGAGCUGUUGUUGAGGAUCGGAUAUCGGACAAAAUGAAGAUUACCACCUACGUCGAAUACUUUCAUACCCUGCAUGAAGCGAACCUCUUUUAUCCUUACGACCCAUACUUCGAUUGUUUUAUGCUUUACCAUCCUGGCCUUGGCCAUCCUGCUUCGUCACACGAAUGGGCAGACACCCUACCUCGACUGUUAGAAACGAAGGUGCCCGUGAUAUGCACAGGUUACACGGAGUGGGACAUGCAACGAGAUUGGAAGUGGGUGAUGGAAACAUGUGCUGGAGAGGUGGAUCUGCUGAUGGAGCCGGGAGAGAAUCGGUUUCGCAGUCUAAGGUGGGAUUUAAACGAUCUAGAUCCUCAGGAUAUCAGUUGUGGUAACUGGGGUGUGUGGGCUUUUAGGGGAAAGAGAUACGAAGCCACACGCAAGGAGUUGGAACCAUAG
Molecule: messenger RNA, 1368 nt
Organism: Endocarpon pusillum Z07020
Lineage: Eukaryota; Fungi; Ascomycota; Eurotiomycetes; Verrucariales; Verrucariaceae
Exons: 3
Coding region: 1-1368 (455 amino acids)
Biological process (GO): mitochondrial respiratory chain complex IV assembly
Cellular component (GO): extrinsic component of mitochondrial inner membrane
Source: RefSeq, a predicted model, not a curated record